Molecule: messenger RNA, 2955 nt
Organism: Aspergillus steynii IBT 23096
Lineage: Eukaryota; Fungi; Ascomycota; Eurotiomycetes; Eurotiales; Aspergillaceae
Product: calpain-like protease PalBory
Exons: 4
Coding region: 355-2889 (844 amino acids)
Biological process (GO): proteolysis
Molecular function (GO): calcium-dependent cysteine-type endopeptidase activity
Source: RefSeq, a predicted model, not a curated record
UCCAUCUCCAUCCCCAUCCGUGGUCUUGCCUUGGAGAUCGUCAUUAAGGUUCACGCGCUGAAAAAGUGAGCCCGCCUCCCUUGUUAUUGCCCCCGACUGAUUAUUUGGUAAUCUUUUGGGCUCUGGUGAUUGGAUCCUCCGAGCGUUGGCGUCAUCGACCUCGGAUGUCACUUUGGGGCUAUCCACGGGCUCCUUCGGAAGGGCUCUCCUGUAAACUAACUGCUGGCUCUGAUAGGUCCCGCUUGAUCUAGAGGGUCAUUAGGCUUAUUACGCAGCUGUUUUUUUGAAUGUGAUACAAGAUCGCAGACGUUUGACCAACGAUUGAUCAUCUUCCCCCCACCUUCGUGGGCUAGGAUGUCCGGACCUAACGCUACCACGCAGAAGGCUUUAAUUACCCAAGCUCUGAAAGCCGAAGGGGAUGUGGCUACGUCCACGUCUCAAAGAGAGGCCCUCGAGGCUGCAAUCAGCGCGGCUGAGAAUUACAUGAAAGCGUUGAAACUAGCUACUGUCCCAAAAGACAAGAAGAGGCUGGAUGAAAAGUGCAAAGACUGGCUCACCCGAGCGGAAAAGAUCAAGGGGUCCCAGGACUGGCAAUCCGCUGCGCAUGCGCAGGACAGAAGAUCCCCUGCAUCUACCCGCAAGCUCACCACGCGUGAGGAGAUUAUCCUCCUGGAAGGCGCCAAGCUUAAUGGGUUUAUCUUCCCGCCGUGGUCUACAUCCCCAAGUCCGGAGGAAUUCAAAGAAGAAGAUGGGAAACUGUUUACCGAUAAACCUGAUCUUCAUCUUUCGGAUCUUCAGAAACACAUAUUUGAUGGCUGGAAGCGACCUGUCGAGUUGCUGGCAGGAGAUUCCGAGGACGCAAACCAAAUCCUAGUGCCCAUGAUGUCCGUUACGGGAAAGACUGAUCUUGUACAAGAUGUUCUGACAGACUGUUCUGUGGUUGCCAGCCUCUGUGCCACCACUUCGAGAUUAGAACGCGGCGUAGGAAAGCGUUUUCUCCCAGCGGUUUACCCCUGUGAAUACGUGCGGGCAAAUCCGGAACCUUCACCGUCAGGAAAAUACAUAUUUCGUUUCUAUUUUAAUGGUUGCUUUCGCAAGGUCAUCAUUGACGACCGCUUGCCGUCAUCAAAGACCUCUAGAUCGCUUCAUGUGAUUGACCGAAACAAUCCUACAUUCCUGUGGCCGGCCCUCGUUGAAAAAGCAUACCUCAAACUCCGUGGAGGCUAUGAUUUCCCUGGGAGCAACUCUGGGACGGACUUGUGGGUGCUGACGGGCUGGAUCCCCGAGCAGAUCUUUCUUCACAGUGAGGAUGUGACGGGCGACGACAUCUGGAGGCGCUUCGCCAGGGCCUUCCAUCACGGGGAUGUCUUACUGACAAUAGGCACCGGAAGAUUGACCGAGCGCGAACAGGAAGAGCUGGGCCUUGUAAGCGAGCAUGACUACGCGAUUCUGGAUAUAAAGGAGUCCAAGGGCCGUCGGCAGAUGCUCGUCAAAAACCCCUGGGCUGGAGCAGAUACGGCACAUGGUGAAGGCGAAUAUACUUCCAACUCGGCAGAUCCGCCGCACAACCCGCCAUCUUUUGCACCGGGCACCUUCUGGAUGGACUGUGAAAGGGUUCUCCAGAACUUUGAAAACCUGUACCUCAACUGGAACCCGGAGAUAUUCAAAUACCGAGAAGAUAUCCACUUCACCUGGGAUCUCUCCAGUGGCAGAGGGAUGGUCGGCUGUUUUGUGAAGAACCCUCAGUUUGCAGUCACUAGUGCACUGGGUGGUACUGUCUGGAUACUACUCGGAAAGCAUUUCCGGACGAUUGCGCAUGACCAAGAAUAUGACGAGUCGGGAUUCAUAAGCAUUUACGUCUUCAAUGCUAGAGGGAAGAGAGUUUCGCUGAGCGACGGAGCUUUGCAUCGCGGUCCAUAUGUUGACUCACCCAACACCCUCAUGCGAUUGGAGAUGCCCCCGAAAACGACGUACACAGUGGUUGUCUCUGAACAAUCCUUACCCUCAUUGAGUCAGAGUUUCACACUCUCUGCGCUUUCCACAUCACCGAUACAAAUAGCACAGGCCCAAAACGAAUAUAUGUGUGUGAACAAGGUCCAGGGUGCAUGGACACCUCUCACGGCAGGAGGCAAUGCUGAGUCGGCGCGCUAUCCUUUGAAUCCUCAAUUCAGCCUGGAGAUAUCGGGUUUGACCGACGUCUCAUUUCUGCUCGAGUCGUCAGAAACCGACAUUGCCACUCAUGUUAAACUUUUCUGGUCCAACGGCAACCGUAUCUCAAGAGUCAGAAGCCGCGAUAUUAUUACGGACAGUGGCGACUACCGUCGCGGUGGAUGCCUUGCAGAGAAGAAAUCUCUAGAUCUGGGCCUGUACACUAUUGUGUGCUCUACAUUUGCGCCUGAUAAACUGGGCAAGUUUACGCUCUGGGUUUCAUCUUCAAUCCCUUGUCAAGUGCAGGCACUUGCUCCAGAGGCGGCGGGUCGACGUGCCGUCCUUUCGGACAUCGGCGUCCUGCCUCCGGGAAAGGAUCGGAUGUUGGCUCCUUUGCACAUCCCGCGACUGACACGAAUCAAGCUCAUCGCGAGGAGCAGGAAAUCCGUGAUUGGGGACCACUCUGUCGGGCCCUCGCCUGCCUUGAUGACCGUAGAGCUCGGCCAAGGGCCCUACAAAGAGACUUUGGCGACUUCCGAGGAUGGAAACCACAGCGAUGCGAUAUCGGGGGUGCGUGUCGAGGAUUUUGACAUUAAGCCGGGACUGGAGGAGAAGGGCGGAGUUUGGAUUGUCAUCGAGAGGAUCGGCGGUCCUGGAGGUCAGGUUGAAGACCACUUCGAGGUGGAAGCGUUGGCUGAAGAGCGAGUGGAAAUUGGCGAGUGGAUAGUCGAGGAUGUUUGACGUCGGCAUGACUUGAAUCUUGCAGCAUCAUGUUAGAGUUGUACAGUGGAAACCAAUGUAAAUUCC